AUGGCUAAACCAGUCGAUCCAAAUAAAGAAGAAAAAUAUGCAACAUCUAUAUUAAAUCGUAAAGAACUUCCAAAUCGUUUAAUUAUUGAUAAUGCUAUUAAUGGUGAUAAUAGUGUUGUUACAUUAUCACAACAAAAAAUGAAUGAUUUACAAUUAAUUAGUGGUAAUGCGGUGAUGCUUCAAAGUAAAUGUCGAGAAACAAUUUGCAUCGUUCAUGCUGAUAAUACCUGUCCAAAUGAUCGUAUUCGAAUGAAUCGUGUU
This is a messenger RNA of Rotaria sordida, 261 nucleotides long. Lineage: Eukaryota; Metazoa; Rotifera; Eurotatoria; Philodinida; Philodinidae. The record is from the annotation of a GenBank genome assembly.